Aspergillus homomorphus CBS 101889 is the source of this 3156-nucleotide messenger RNA. RefSeq names its product DUF3431 domain-containing protein. The coding region runs from base 1 to 3156 and encodes 1051 amino acids. The transcript is spliced from 3 exons. Lineage: Eukaryota; Fungi; Ascomycota; Eurotiomycetes; Eurotiales; Aspergillaceae. The record is from RefSeq and is a predicted model, not a curated record.
AUGAUCUCCUCACGCCGGAUUGUGCCCCUUCUUGGCUUCGCCUUCAUCCUUUCCGUCCUCUUCACCUUUUACAAUCUCUCCGCACAAUGGGAGCCAGUCCCGCAUUCCGUUGGCCUGAGCAGGCCGGUCAUGACACCCUCAUCCUCGCCAUCAUUGCGUUAUAAUGUCACUCGGGUAUCGGAGGAAUAUCCUACGCGAACGCCAUACGCCGCCAAACCACGCUUUGUUCCCGGGGUGCCCAAGGCUCCUGGCGGGACGUACAGCAAGAUCCUCGUUGUGCCUCAAGCAGAUGGCGAGGACACCAGUUGGAUCGAAUUUGAAUUACCAGAAUGGCAAUCGGCCGUAUACGCCGUCAAUGAUCCGUCGGCUCCCCUGCAUCCACCAAAAAACAAAGGACAUGAGGUAAUGGUCUAUCUGAGCUAUAUCAUCGAGCACUACGACAAACUGCCGGACAUCAUUGCGUUCAUGCACUCCCAUCAAUUCGCGUGGCACAACGAUGAUCUAUUCAAUGGUGACGCAGCUGAAUUGCUGCGACGUCUGAGUCCAGCCUGGGUCGUCAGGCAGGGGUAUGUCAAUUUACGCUGCACUUGGAGUCCUGGCUGUCCGGAUUGGUUGCAUCCGGGUACCUUGGUCGAGGAUCAGACCAAGCAGGAGGAGGUCAUGCUUGCUCGGGCAUGGGGGGAGAUUUUUCCCGAUGACCCGAUACCCGAAGUCCUGUCCCAGCCCUGCUGCGCCCAAUUCGCCGUCUCACGCGAGCGCAUCCUAGCCAUUCCCCGAGCUCGUUUUGUGUACUUCCGCGACUGGAUGCUCCGGACAGAACUCAGUGAUUACAUUUCGGGGCGCAUCUGGGAGUAUCUGUGGCAGGUUGUGUUCACUGGUGAAAAUGUUGUUUGUGUCAAGGAGCAUAUCUGCUACUGCGACGGAUUCGGGAUUUGCUUCGGUGGUGACGACGAGUAUAAUGAGUUCCGUGACCAUAAUACUGCUAAAUCUGACUUAGAAGAGGCGCUUCAGGGGUGGACCGUACGCGCAGACCUGAUUGAGCUCACCAGGAUGCACGGACAGCUGGGUGAAGAAAGCCAUUUAAGCUUCCCUGAGCCUGGAAAGGAUAUCUCUUUGGAGGAACAACUGGAGCUAGAAGAGGCUUUAAUCCUCGAACUAUUCGUCAAUGCUACUGAGCGAGGCCAGGAUCCUAGAGCCCGCGCUGCGGAGGUCGGGAGAAUCGAAAAUCAGCUAGCUGGGUUGGUGGAGGCUGCCACUGCGGCUGCAGGUCAAGACGUCUCGGAAUGGGCUGCGGCCGCGGCGGUCGCGGCUGCAGCUGGGGCAGCUGGAAAUUCACAUCAUCUUGAAGGCUAUGGACCGGAUAUACAUAUGGAUGAUGAUAGCUUCGCAGACACGAGUUUCUCUGCUGGAAUCAACGCCGGGCGGUCCUUGCGAGGCCCUGGAUCCGGUCCGGUGAACGAGCAUAAUCAAACCUCUGGGUUGACCCGAGUUGGCACCAAAAAAAGAAAGAGAAACGAGGACGCUCUUGAUCCGGCAUUGACGAGCGGGACGCAUGUUGGCUUAGCAGGCGACCAGCAAUCACACCACCAUGGUCAUCAUCCGCAACAACAUCAGCAGCCGCAACAGCAUCAUACACAUCAUUACGGUGGAGACGGCUUAGAUCUUCGAGGUGCUCCACAGCAAUCACUAUCUGAAGCUCGUGCGGUAGGCUUGCACUCUGCGGCGGCACUCUUUCGCCAGCCCUCGAGUAAUAAAAAAUACACUCGUCCACCUAUGUCCAAAUUGUUCGCCUCCCUCGAACUCUCUCCAGAGAACUUUUUACAUCUACAGGCAGCGGCUAAAGCAUACAUGCUCGAUGAUCGUCACCCUGAACGACGGGAUUGUGUAGGUCAGCGCGGCAAGGGAGACACAGAAAUGGUUAAGCUGCGGCUCUGGAACUGCGUACGCCAUUUUCUCGAGGGCGAGGGCCAUGGCGAGCGAUUCUUUGGAGAGAAUGUGGUCAACGAGGGCAUGGGGCCCAGGGCAUAUAUCUGGCCUCGGGAUCAACAAAAAAUUAUUGCUUUGGUGAUACCACUCUUGCGGCGAAUGGUGACGAACGAGCGACAGCGUCAGUAUGCCGUCGAGACAAGGAAGGGGGGCGGAGCGGAGGAGCGACGGCGACGAAAGACAGAGGAAAGUCUUCAAAAUCUCAAUGUGCACACGCCUACCGAAGACCACCUUCAGCUUCAGUCUCAGCACCAUCAUCAGCUUCACGAUGAUUAUACUGCGGUGCAGACCCCAAUGUCAGCGUCACACCCGCCCAUGGGCUCCACGCCGCAGGCAGUAGAUCUGGGCUUGACGGAGCUCCUGCUUGACGGGUACACAACCGAUUGGAAUUCAUUCGCCAAAUCCUAUGACACGUACAAUCAGAACUGUGAACUCGACAACCUUUGGUAUUUAUCGGGCCUCCAGCAGCCGGAUUGGCGAGGCUUGGUGGCUGCAGUCGACAGCCAUUACCAGGUCAUUCAUGAUGGUGGCUAUGAUUGUUCUCCGCAGUGUGAGGACGAAAACGUCCAACGCAUAUUAGACGCUAAUGCUACAUCUGAUUUGCGGUGGCGGAUUGGCGGUAACAUACAGCAGCCCGCAAGGAGCGAGUUUGCAAGCAGCAUUACUCGUGACGUCUCGCGCAUCAUCCGCAACAAUCUGGCUACCAAGCAGGAUCCGCAUGCGACGUCCCAUGACCAGGCGUCGGUGUCGCAAUCCCAACACUUUCCGCCUCCCAAUUUCCCACCGAUGUCUGGGCCUGCUUCCGCCGGCAAUGUCAGACAAAUUUCAUCGCCCAUGUCUGUUUGUCUCCGUAUCAACAUUCUUCAAGGUGGCAAACGCACCCACUCCCGGCUUGAUGUUCCCGGUAGCCAGUGCCCUGACCUCGAGACCCUCAGGCAAGUGAUCUCCCGCCGGGUUGCAGGGCAGCUGCCAGGAUUAUCCGAGUCGGGCUUAGACUCAGCUAGCGGUUGGGGCUCAGCACUCAACUGGAGGUUCAAGGUAUGGCUUCCGGACGGAUUAACGACGGUGCAGAAUGACAGCGAUUGGACCAUCGCGCUUCUGUCGGCCGGAAAUGUGGAAUGGAUGGACGGCGACCUGAGAGUCUUGGUAGAUUUUGAGGAAACAUCUUGA